This is a messenger RNA of Drosophila yakuba, 2426 nucleotides long. RefSeq names its product L-asparaginase-like protein GE13669. The coding region runs from base 4 to 1203 and encodes 399 amino acids. The record is from RefSeq and is a predicted model, not a curated record. Gene Ontology annotation, biological process: protein deglycosylation. The transcript has a single exon. Gene Ontology annotation, molecular function: N4-(beta-N-acetylglucosaminyl)-L-asparaginase activity. Gene Ontology annotation, cellular component: lysosome. NCBI's taxonomy places the organism in Eukaryota, Metazoa, Arthropoda, Insecta, Diptera, Drosophilidae.
AGUAUGUUGGCGCAAAGCUGUUGCCUUCGACUGCUGAUCCUCCUCCUUCUGUUCAAAUCAACCUGCAGCGUUCGCGAAAAAUCCCAAAAAUAUUUCAAGAACCGAAAAUUGCGAGAGAGACGGAUCAAAUUGUACGGCACCAAGAAGACUGAGAUUCAACCACUGUUGAUAAGUACGUGGAACUAUACGGAUGCCAAUUUGCAGGCAUGGAGUGUGCUGCAGCAAGGACCUCGAAGGACUCGCAUGGCCGUGAUGCAGGGAUGCAUGGCCUGUCAGAAUCAGCGAUGUGGACGCCUACUGGCCGGAGGAUCUUCGCCAGACUCGGAGGGAACACUCACCCUGGAGGCGGCCAUUAUGGAUGGAGAACAUUUGGAGUAUGGUGCAGUUGCCGCAAUGGAAGGAGCUCGGAAUGCCAUUCUAGUGGCCGAUGCAGUUCUCAGAUACACCAAACAUUCCGUUCUGGUCGGAAAAAGUGCCACGAAAUUUGCCAGAUCUUUGGGUUACAAGGAGGAGUUCCUCACGGAUGGGCGAACGAAAAGUGUCUGGAAAAAGUGGCGUUCAAACGGCUGUCAACCGAAUUUCUGGCGAGAUGUACGUCCGCCGCCAACGGAAAACUGUGGUCCAUACACACCACUGCCCGAGCACCUGCAUCAGCAUCCGAUGCACCAGGAGUAUGCCAUCACACAGGGUCAACACGAUCAGCUGGCCUUCUUGGCCCUGGAUGCGGAGGGUAAAUUCCAUGUGGCCAGCCAAUCGAGUGGCGCCCAAUUUCGGAUUCCCGGCCGAGUGGGUGAUGCGGCGGUGCCUGGUGCCGGGAUCUAUGCGGAUAACGAUGUGGGUGGUGCGGUGGCCAGUGGCGAUGGUGAUGUCCUAAUGCGGCACCUGCCCGCCUUCCUGGCCGUCGAAGCAAUGCGAGCGGGUAAGCGACCGGACCAAGCCGCCAAGUGGGUGGUGCAACGCCUGCUGCGACACAAUACGGAAUUCAAUGGAGCCGUGGUGGUGGUCAACCGACGGGGAAUCUAUGCCGCCGCCUGUGCCGGACUCGACGAGUUCCAUUUCGUGGUCAGUGGGGGCAAGGGAUACCUCAUCAUGGCGCGCGUGGAGCGGAUCAAGUGCUUGGAGCGGGAGAGUGAAGUCGUAGAUGAUGGACCCAAAGGACUAUUUCCCACCAUACCCGAAAAACAAGCGGUUCCCAGAGGGUAGAAAUUGACUUAGUAUUUUCUAUAUUUACGGUUCAACUUCUACCAUAUUAUCCUUCAACAGUACUACUUGUUAAGCAGUUGCUUAAAAGACCAUUAGCUAUAAGGUAUAAUUUGCCUACAAAUUGUAAUAUUUUUAUUUUUCAUUUACUUUGCUGAGGACUCCCCUCUGAAAAUAUUGACCUAUUCUCAUUUCCUUUGGUAUCAUUCGGGUUUCCCUAUUACCAAGGCUAAAAACUUUUCACUCGCCCCUGUAAGCUUUCAAUUUUUCCUUAACGCUUCCAGUUUUCUCGCUUUGCUACAUUUUUAUUUUCCCUCACGCAUUUUUAUCCCCAAUUCAUCUGCUUUGCAUAUUUCUUUGUUAUGUUUGUAUUAUUUUCGUUUCAUUUUCCAUUUCGGAGCUUUGCCGUCCUCUCUGUUUUUUCGGAUUAUGUAACGUAAUCCCCUCGUGUUGGUUGUAAGGGAAAAUCUGUUGUAAGUGUAUGCAAAUAAGUACAGCUGUGCUUUAAUUUGCCUGGCCAACAAAGUUUGACCUCAGCAUUAAAGUUGCAUUGAAAAACUUAACCAUUUAGGGAAUCAGUAUUAUUAUGUUUAAUUGCUAGAUUUAACUUCAUUGUGACUACUAGAACUAUUAGGCCAUAAAUUAAUAUUGCGCUGAGGAAGUCAAAGUCGAAUGAUACCAUUCAAUUAAAAGCAGAAAUGUCGGUCGUAUCUUUUGCGAACUUAGAUUAUAAGCCUGUGUGUCAUAAAAAUUGAUUGUCAUAACUCACACCGAUCCCAAACCGAUAAGUUCCAGAUAACUGGAGGGCACAUAAAUACAAAAAUGACUGGCGAUGGGCCAUUCGAAGACCUUUUAAGAAGUCAAAAUUUUUCGAUAAGGAAGCUAGCAAAAUAAUAUAAAUACAAAUCAGAAUUAAUGCUAAUAAUUUAUUGCUAAUUAAAAGAAUAUAAACUACCGCAUGAGUCAAUGCAAUAUAAUUUAAACCCUUUAUUUUACAUUUUACCUUUUUGUCCGAAAUAAGCCAGAUAAGAAUUUUUAAUGGCCAAGCAAACAAAUCGUAUACUGGCUGAUAUAGAAACUACUAAUCUAUGGGAAAACAUCUUGAAAUUGCUUAGCACAACAAGUACUGCAUUGUAACAUCUUUAUCAGUCUGUUGACUGAUUAAUAUGAAUUUUCUCAAGUGUCGCAAAACAAUUGUGGAUUUUUCGAUUUCCAAAUUAGCUGCA